AUGUGGAACGAGCAGCCAGCUCUGCAAAUCAUCUCAAUGAAGACCGAGGUUGGCUCCCGGAGUCCCCCGGACAGUCUGGCCGAGGAUGGUGUAGGCAGCAGCAGCAGAAACUCCGCUCCCUCGCCCGCAGACCGGCCCGACCCGCCGAUCCUCGAGGAACCGCCCAAGGUUCUUGCGACUUUCAUUUUUACGCUGCCGGACGCCAGGAACGCCGGACUCUCCCUCGCCCUCAAACUCUUCGAGGGGGUUGGAGCUCGGGUCUCCCACCUGGAAAGCAGAGCAGCGAGGGAGAGCAGGACCAGCUCUGAAGAUCUGGACAUCUUCAUCAGGUGUGAGCUGCCCAGUGCCGUUGUCAGCCCUCUGCUCAACUCGCUGAAAAGAGUGACCAAAAAUGUCAGCGCAGUCAGAGAGAAGGAAGUCCCUUGGUUUCCAAGAAGCAGACGAGAUCUUGACAUGUGUCAACAGCUGAUGACCAAGUUCGAACCCAACUUGGAUCAGGAUCACCCAGGACACAAUGAUCCGGAGUACAGGGAACGGAGAUUGCAGAUCGCAGGUCUAGCAGUGGGAUACAAACAGGGAGAACCAAUCCCAAGGGUGGAAUACACAGCAAAGGAGAUAGAGAUCUGGAAGGUGGUCUACACUAAGUUGACCACUUUGUACCCAAGUCAUGCCUGCAAACAAUUUUUGGAUGCCUUCCGGUUGCUGGAGCAGCAGUGUGGUUACCGAGCGGACAACAUCCCACAACUUCAGGACGUCUCCGUGUUCUUGCAAGGCAGGACAGGCUUUCAGCUGCGACCUGUGGCCGGACUCCUCUCCGCUCGAGAUUUCCUGGCCAGCCUGGCAUUCAGUGUCUUUCAGUGCACGCAGUACAUCCGCCACCCUACAUCCCCAAUGCACUCCCCGGAACCAGACUGUUGCCAUGAGUUACUGGGCCAUGUUCCCAUGUUGGCAGAUGCAGAAUUUGCUCAGUUCUCCCAGGAACUUGGCCUUGCAUCACUUGGAGCAGCAGAUGAAGAUAUCGAGAAACUGUCCACUCUUUACUGGUUUACAAUAGAGUUUGGUCUCUGUAAACAGAAUGGAGCUCUGAAGGCCUACGGAGCUGGUCUGCUCUCUUCAUAUGGGGAGCUAAUGUACGCACUCUCAGGGCAGCCCCAAUACAAAGACUUUGACCCCCAGUUGACCGCCCACCUGAACUAUCAAGACCAGACCUACCAACCAGCCUACUUUGUGGCAGAGAGCUUCGAAGACGCAAAAUCCAAACUCUGGGCGUAUGCCUCCAAUAUCAGGAAGCCAUUCUCACUGCGCUAUCGUCCACUAACCUGGAGUGUGGAGAUACCCGACAGGCCAGACACGGGCAAGGAUGCACUGACCCAUGGCAGGGAGGACCUCAACAAACUCUACUUCGCUCAUGAUAAACCUUCUUAAACAAGUUGUUCCCACGGCGGCAAUGGGCAGGUUGACAUUUGUUGGAUUUCGCUCCUGGGAACUUAGUCAUGUUCUUAACAAAGCACCCAGAGAUAUAAUGAAUAAUCCAGGUUCUUUAUGAUAUCAUGAAUGUGUUCCUGAAUGUAGAGUUUAAGCUGCUGAGAUUAUAUCUGAGUAACUGUGACUGGGUCUACAAUGUUUAGUGUUAGGUGUAUGUCCAUGUAGAGAGAGUCAUAGAGCCUUACUGCAUGGAAACAGGCCCUUUGGACCAAUUUACUAGCCAACAUG
Messenger RNA from Amblyraja radiata (thorny skate), 1713 nucleotides. It is a transcript of the gene th2, whose product is annotated as tyrosine hydroxylase 2. Gene Ontology annotation, biological process: dopamine biosynthetic process from tyrosine. The coding region runs from base 1 to 1425 and encodes 474 amino acids. Gene Ontology annotation, cellular component: axon; cytoplasm; perikaryon. The record is from RefSeq and is a predicted model, not a curated record. Gene Ontology annotation, molecular function: iron ion binding; tyrosine 3-monooxygenase activity. The transcript is spliced from 13 exons. Lineage: Eukaryota; Metazoa; Chordata; Chondrichthyes; Rajiformes; Rajidae.